AGUUCCCUCAAACUGUCAGAGGAAUAUCAAGUUGUUGACCUUUGACCCUGAUAGAGAUAAUGUUCAAUGCAGAUAUGCAUCCUAUUCCUCAGAGUGCUUCACCUGCACAGCACCGUCUGUCCUCAGUCUCUCAUCAUCUUGUUCUCUAUCAUUCAGUCCAACCAGCAGCAGCUAUGAAGGUUCAUAUGCAGUUCAGCUGAUGAUGGAGGAUUUUACCAGAUGGAGCAUCACUCUGACUCGAUAUGAUGGUUACUCGUCUUCACUGAGCACCACCACCUCCAUCAGCGAAAUCCCUGUCCAGUUUGUUUUCAAAGUGGAUCCUGCAGCUCCGUCCUGCACAGCAGGUGAAUAUCUGCCCAGGUUUCUGCCUCCAACUCCUGAACAUGGAGCUCAGUUCUUCAUAGACGUUAAUGAGAUGAUAGAAAUCAACAUCAGAGCAGAGGCGACUCAGUCUGAGAUCACUGAGCUCCUGUUCAGCGGACCGUUCAACAUGGUCAAGAGUUCAUCUGGUUCAGGAUAUUUCACCCUGAGAUGGACGCCGUCUUUCAGUCAAUAUGAUGAUGAUGAAACCCAUCCCAUCUGUUUUGUUGUCCAGGCAAAAUCCUCCAGUUCUGUCUACCAGUCUGACCUUCGAUGUGUCAUUGUGAGGGUUGGAAACAUUCCCUCCAUAGCAACUCCAAGUCCUCCUCCUGAAACAACUCGUCUUACGGUUCUGAAGCUGAAGAUCUCGACUACGCUGCCACUGAAGGACAACAAGGAUGAAAUGGAGAAAGCGAUUAAAGAUGAACUGAUCAGACGAGGGCUGCCUGCAGACAUAAAGGUCCGCCUGCUGAGCGACGGUUCAGUGCAGGUUAACGAGAAGGCUGCCCCCUAGUGGCUAAACAUGAGAAUGAAUCUGAUCCCUGCAGUAAAAUAUGACCAACGUUAUCUGUUUUAAAUGUUGGGACUUAUGGUUGUUUUAGGUAGUAGGACUAAACUUUGUUAUGACAAUAAGCAGAAAUAAUAGAGUGAAUUUUUAUUUCUGUGAAAAUAUUUAUAAAAUACUGAUAAUUUCAUAAAGAAACUAUAAUUGUUUAGCAGUUAUUAAGAUAACGAAUAGAAGAAAAUGUAAAUAAAAUAAAUAUUUGGUGUCACCUGAACUAUUUAUUAAGUCGGUAUUUUCUGAGCGUUUGGUAUUUCUUUAUUACCGUUUUCCAUGUGUAACAUUUAUGCCUCUGAGGUUUUUAAUAAUCUUAAUAUCAUAGAAUUUUCUAC
This is a messenger RNA of Poecilia latipinna (sailfin molly), 1254 nucleotides long. RefSeq lists its product as uncharacterized. NCBI's taxonomy places the organism in Eukaryota, Metazoa, Chordata, Actinopteri, Cyprinodontiformes, Poeciliidae. The annotation marks the transcript as partial. The transcript has 8 exons. The record is from RefSeq and is a predicted model, not a curated record.